AUGACUUCAUCUGUAAUGUGUGCUACGCUCAAUAACACUUGCUACAUAUUAGGAAAUAUUUGGGGUUGUUCUGCAUUUGGUCAAACCUGCCCUAACCACAUACAUGUUUUCGAUGGUUUUGUUCAGCUUUGCUUGACUUACCACCAUCAUCAAAUUGACGAUGAAAAAUUGAGAAGUGAAAUGACCAUCAUGAACCAGGACUAUCACGAGAAAAAGCAGAAUCUUUCUGUCAUUAAUGUUUGCAUUGGAAGAAAUGUUUAA
Molecule: messenger RNA, 261 nt
Organism: Clunio marinus
Lineage: Eukaryota; Metazoa; Arthropoda; Insecta; Diptera; Chironomidae
Source: the annotation of a GenBank genome assembly